AUGGCGACGUCCCUGCUCAGGUUAGGUCGACUUGGAUCUGUCAAGUGUCUCCUGCGUGAAGGCUGGAGCACACCUAGGACCCCAUUUGUUGCAGCACUGUGCACUAAAGGGGAUGUCACACCCAAAACAGCAAAAAAGGCAAAGGCUUCAACCAUAGAGGCCGAUGAGAGAGCCUCUCUUCUAGCCUACAAGCCCGCUGUUGCCUUCCCUUCUAAGCUGUCUGCCACAGGAUUCCUUCUCAAAGACGUAGCUUUAGGUGAGUCUGAAACUGCUGAGGUGGUUUCCACAGCCGCUGCAAGCGAGACGACAACUGACAGUCCUGUUGCUGAUACGGCAGCAGCUGACAUUGCCGUAGAAGAGGCAAAGAUCACUGAAGUCCCACCUACUGAUGGAGCCACUACAGAAAGUAAAGUAAGCAAGACCUCAGAUGUUAAGGCAGAAGUACAGAAAGAUCAAGAUGUUACCUCUUCCUCAUCCUCCAGUGAUUCUGAUUCAGACUCAGACUCUGAUUCUGAUGAUGAGAAACCAAAGACUGAAACACCAGUGCAGUCUGGAGAGAAAGCAGCAGAGGAGAAGAAAGCUCCUAGUCUGACAAUUGAAGAAGAAGGUGUUACAGAUAAAGAAGCAACGCCUGAAACUACCUCAUUUGAAGAAGCUCAAGAAAGUGCUGAAACUGUGACUAAAGCAACACCAGAAGAUGUUCCUGUACCAAGUGAUAAACCAGUUGGAUCAGCGGAGACCCUUAUUGAUCCUGCCCCUGUAAUAUCCUCCACGACUGAAGCAAUUCCUGAAGUUUCUGGUGAAUCCAUUACAGUUGCCACUCCUGACAAGAUAGUGGACACUGCAACAGAAAUUAAAACGGCUCCUACAGAGGAGAUUGCUGUUGAAAAGGAACCAGAAAUGAAAGUUGAAGAUGAACCAGAAAUCAAAGUUGAAGAGGAGCCAGAAUUUAAAGUUGAAGAUGAACCAGAAAUCAAAGUUGAAGGGGAACCAGAAUUUAAAGUUGAAGAUGAACCAGAAAUCAAAGUUGAAGAUGAACCAGAAAUCAAAGUUGAAGGGGAACCAGAAAUUAAAGUUGAAGAUGAACCAGAAAUCAAAGUUGAAGGGGAACCAGAAAUUAAAGCUGAAGAAGCUGCAAAAGUUUCUGUAGAUGUUGUCCCAAAAGUCACUACAGAAGCCGGGCCUGAAGAAGUAACUGACACCGCUGCUAAAGCUAGUCCUGAAGCAUCUCCUGAGGCUCUUGGAGAUGUUGCUGCACCCAAAGUGGAGGCAGGAACACUGGCAGCCACUUCCGAAGAGCUGGUAGACACUGCACCUGUGACCGCUGAUGCUGUAGAGGCUCUGGCUGAGACGGACGUUGUGGGAACACCUGAGGAAAAAGCCCCUGAGAAAGCCCCGGAGCCAGAGCCAGAGCCUGAACCCUUUGACAACACCUCGUACAAGAACCUGCAACACCACCAUUACAACAUGUACACCUUUGCUGAUAUGGAUGUAGAGAUGUCGAAACACCGUCUGCCCCAGCCUUCCGCAGGCAGACACUGAGUCUUCAUCGUGUGUCCACAACCUUGUUUCUUCCCAUGUUCCUUUGUUCUUCAGAUGGUUUGCUGACAAACAGCAAGCUUUAUGCUAUAAUUCUAUAAUCCUGGAAUUAAAAACAGAUGAUUUAACUUCA
Molecule: messenger RNA, 1672 nt
Organism: Megalobrama amblycephala (Wuchang bream)
Lineage: Eukaryota; Metazoa; Chordata; Actinopteri; Cypriniformes; Xenocyprididae
Gene: ndufv3
Product: NADH:ubiquinone oxidoreductase subunit V3
Exons: 4
Coding region: 1-1542 (513 amino acids)
Biological process (GO): mitochondrial ATP synthesis coupled electron transport
Cellular component (GO): mitochondrion
Source: RefSeq, a predicted model, not a curated record